AUGAGCCACACCAACACACGACAAACACAUAUGAGCCACACCAACACUCGACAACCACCUAUGAGCCACACCAACACACGACAAACACCUAUGAGUCACACCAACACACGACAACCACCUAUGAGCCACACCAACACACGAAAACCACCUAUGAGUCACACCAACUCACGACAACCACAUAUGAGUCACACCAACACACGACAACCACCUUUGAGCCACACCAACACACGACAAACCCCUAUGAGUCACACCAACACACGACAACCACCUAUGAGUCACACCAAAACACGACAACCACAUAUGAGUCACACCAACACACGACAACCACCUUUGAGCCAGCCCACACCAACACACGACAAACCCCUAUGA
This is a messenger RNA of Mytilus trossulus (common blue mussel), 369 nucleotides long. RefSeq names its product salivary glue protein Sgs-3-like. The transcript has a single exon. The coding region runs from base 1 to 369 and encodes 122 amino acids. Lineage: Eukaryota; Metazoa; Mollusca; Bivalvia; Mytilida; Mytilidae. The record is from RefSeq and is a predicted model, not a curated record.